CCGAGAGUGGCGGUGGUGCCCGAAGCACCCUAAGGCACCGUUUUCCUCCGCGCCCGCCUCCCCGGAGGGGAAGGAGCGGGCCAUGGGGCGAAGGGGCGGAUCUUCACCCCGCCGGCUUCCUAGGACGCCUGCGCCAGCCGGGGCUUCCUCCUCUGCCUUGCACCGAGUCGGCUGCGGUGGCUAAGCUGUGCGGAUCUUGCGGCUUCCCCGGCGCUAGUUGGAAAAGAUCUUUCUCCAACAUGAAUGCCUUCCUGGAGACACUCAGAUUCAUUGUGCUGACUGUAUAUUUUUUACUGGAGUCCAUCUUUUUGUUAUUUAUUCCUGUGCGGAAGAAGAAUGUUGCUGGUGAGAUAGUGCUUAUAACUGGAGCUGGAAGUGGUAUUGGAAGACUUAUGGCUUUAAAAUUCGCUCGUCUUGGAGCCACUUUAGUUCUUUGGGAUAUCAAUUUAGAAGGAAAUAAAGAGACUGCCAGACUGGCAAGAAAAGCUGGAGCUGUGAGAGUACAUGAAUACAUUUGUGACUGCAGCAAAAGGCAAGAGACCUAUCGAGCAGCAGAUCAGGUGAAAAAGGAAGUUGGUGAUGUCAGUAUCUUGAUUAACAAUGCUGGCAUUGUAACGGGAAAGAAAUUCUUGGAUGCUCCCGAUUUGCUGAUAGAAAAAACAAUGGAAGUGAACACAAUGGCACAUUUUUGGACUGCCAAAGCAUUUCUUCCAGCCAUGAUGGCCUCUAAUCAUGGACACGUGGUGACUAUUGCAAGUUCAGCUGGGUUAUUUGGUGUCAGUGGAUUGGCAGAUUACUGUGCAAGCAAAUUUGCAGCUGUUGGCUUUGCCGAGUCUAUAGCUAUGGAAAUGCUGUCAAUGGGGAAGACUGGUGUUAAAUCCACAAUUGUCUGUCCAUUUUUCAUAAACACUGGAAUGUUUGAUGGCUGUCAAACAAAGUGGCCGCUCAUCCUGCCCAUUCUAGAUGCAGAAUAUGCAGCUUCAAAAAUUGUGACUGCUGUGCUGCAGAAUCAAGUAUACCUCUUUAUGCCACGAAGCAUAUACGUUUUGCUGGCAGGGAAAAGUGUGGUGCCUACAAAAUUGUUUUUUCUUCUUGCAAAAUAUAUGGGAAAUUUCCAUUUUAUGGAUACAUUCAGAGGUUGGACAAAGAAGACCGAAGGCAUUAAAUAUCAGAAAGCAUCAACAAAAACCCCAGGAUCACUUGACUGACCUGAGUGAAAAGCAGGUCUAUACACCUUCUGCAGCAAUUCUUUCUGUUGUGAAUAUGUGUGCAUAAUUCAAUAUAGAGAUGAAUAAAAUCUGAUCUAAAACUAAAUUGCACCAUCACUAAAACAUGAAUUACUUUGAUUUCACCUGCUUUUAAAAUUCCUACACCUCUGCUUAAUGUGGCUUGCAAACUAAUAAUUUACUGCAAUAAAAUUUAUUUAACUUCUA
Pogona vitticeps (central bearded dragon) is the source of this 1433-nucleotide messenger RNA. The record is from RefSeq and is a predicted model, not a curated record. Lineage: Eukaryota; Metazoa; Chordata; Lepidosauria; Squamata; Agamidae.